AUGCACUCGCCGAUACAGCAGUACUUCCUGCACCAAAUUAAGAAGCGCAACAAGGAAUUGGCUGCGCUGAAGCACGAAACGUUGCGGCUGCGCGCCGAACGCGACACGAUCAACAGCCGCGUGAAAGAGUUGAAGGAAGAAGUUGACGGACUGCUAGAAGUGGCUUGUCCCGUCGGCGAGGUUGUCAAGGCGCUGAGCAAGACGCGCGUGCUGGUCAAGUUGAACUCGGACGGCAGGUACAUCGUCGAGCUCGGACCGAACGUGAAGAUCGAGGACUGCACGCCGAAUCGGCGCGUGGCGCUUGCGAGCGACAACUAUGCGAUCCAGCGCACGCUGCCGAUGCACACGAAUCCUUUAAUCAGCUUGAUGAAGGUCGAGAAAGUGCCGGACAGCACGUACGCAGACAUCGGCGGGCUCGAAGAGCAAAUUAAGGAGGUCAAAGAGGUAAUUGAGCUUUCGAUCAAAAACCCGCAGAUUUUCGAACGACUGGGCAUCUCGCAACCGAAAGGCGCGGGCAUGUACGCGCUACGCGAAAGACGCGUCUACAUCACGCAGGACGACUUCGAGAUGGCCGUCGCGAAGGUGAUGCAGCACGAUGCGUACAAAAACGUCACGCUCAAAAAACUGUUUAAGUAA
Messenger RNA from Dermatophagoides pteronyssinus (European house dust mite), 636 nucleotides. RefSeq names its product 26S proteasome regulatory subunit 8-like. The record is from RefSeq and is a predicted model, not a curated record. Lineage: Eukaryota; Metazoa; Arthropoda; Arachnida; Sarcoptiformes; Pyroglyphidae.